AAUGAAUGAAAAUUACAAAAAUGAAGGUAUAGACCAAUUAUCUCAAGUUAUCCAACAAAUUAAAGAAGAACCGGAUAGUAGAAGAAUAAUUAUGUGUUCUUGGAAUGUUAAAGAUGUUCCUCAAAUGGCUUUACCGCCCUGUCAUCUCCUUUGCCAAUUUUAUGUAAAUAAAGGUGAACUUUCUUGUCAACUUUACCAGCGUAGUGGAGAUAUGGGUUUAGGCGUUCCUUUCAAUAUAGCCAGUUAUUCAUUACUUACCCAUAUGAUCGCUCAUGUAACAGGACUUAAAGCGGGUGAAUUUAUUCAUACACUUGGUGAUGCUCAUAUUUAUUCUACACAUUUAGAAGCUUUAAAAACACAAUUACAAAGAAAGCCAAGACCUUUUCCCAAAAUUAGAUUUGAAUUGCCUGAUGGAAAAGAAAUUUUAAAUAUUGAAGACUUUACAGCAGAAAGUAUAAUUAUUGAAGGUUAUAAUCCUUAUGGCUCAAUAAAGAUGCAAAUGGCUCUUUAA
This is a messenger RNA of Meloidogyne enterolobii, 511 nucleotides long. Lineage: Eukaryota; Metazoa; Nematoda; Chromadorea; Rhabditida; Meloidogynidae. The record is from the annotation of a GenBank genome assembly.